AAAGGGCAAAUUCCAGUUUUAACGGAUUUCAAGAUCAGGGAAAGAAAAUGGGAAAAAUGGGAGAGGAGCAAGACGUGUCAGUGCACUCUCCAUGUCAGGCCCCACCCUCAUCUGCAUCUUCUCUCCCCAAGGAGCUCCCACAGGUUGAAUUGGAGCUGAGAUUGCUUGAAGCGCUGGAAAUAUACCCACCAAUCAAAUUGCAGGGUGUUCACCGACACUUCGUUCUAUAUGGGUUGAUGGAGUUUAUGAGGAAGAGCUUGGAUCGUCAAUUCUCCCCAGAUGAGGUCCUGCAAUUGUUGGAUCGUUUCUUCAAUUUAGAAAUGCUGAAACCAGAUGAUGAGGAGAUGGAAGUUUUGAACCAGGAGGAAGAUUUUGCCUUGCCAAGGAGCUUUCUUGUCAAGGAAGAAUAGGCAUCACUACAAAACUCUCCAACAGGAAUGUUGUAUUUGUUUAUAACAUUUAAUCUCAAAAUGUUCGACGAUUUGUUGGAUAAUUUGAUAGGAAUUUGAAGGUCUGCCUACACAGAUGGUUGGACGAUUUGUUGGAUAAUUUGAUAGGAGUUUGAAGGUCUGCCUACACAGAUGGAGGAGUGUAUAUGUUAGAGAGUUUUGUUUUUAGUUUUUCAAUUUUGUUUAAUUCAUGUUGAUAGUAUUUGCAUGGUU
Amborella trichopoda is the source of this 662-nucleotide messenger RNA. RefSeq names its product chromatin modification-like protein. NCBI's taxonomy places the organism in Eukaryota, Viridiplantae, Streptophyta, Magnoliopsida, Amborellales, Amborellaceae. Gene Ontology annotation, biological process: regulation of transcription by RNA polymerase II. Gene Ontology annotation, cellular component: NuA4 histone acetyltransferase complex; nucleus. The record is from RefSeq and is a predicted model, not a curated record.